AAAUUCUUCACCGCGAACGCGGCAACAUCGUUUUGCGCGCUCACGACACGGACACGCGUUCACGCACAUCUGCGCGUGAAGAGAAAGAGAGCGAAGCGCCGUGUCCAGCGGCCUCGCGUUUAUAAUGGCGUCCAGGAGAAGAGAGGAGUACGAGCAGUUACAUUGGAAAUAAAACUUGUCACACAGGUGAGAAAGAGGAUGGUGAGCAGUCAAGCCAAAUACGAACUGAUCCAAGAGGUGGGCCGGGGCAGUUACGGUGUGGUAUACGAGGCAGUCGUACACCAGACAGGCGCUCGUGUGGCUGUGAAGAAGAUCCGCUGCCAUUCCCCGGAGAACGUGGAGCUGGCCCUGAGGGAAUUCUGGGCACUGAGCAGCAUUCAGAGCCAGCAUCCCAACGUCAUUCACCUGGAGGAAUGCGUCCUUCAGAGAGACAGUCUUGCUCAGAGGAUGAGCCACGGCUCCAGCUCGUCACUCUACCUGGAGCUGGUGGAAACCUCCCUGAAAGGUGAGAUUACGUUUGACCCCCGCUGCGCCUACUACAUGUGGUUUGUCAUGGACUUCUGCGACGGUGGAGACAUGAAUGCCUACCUGCUUUCCCGCAAGCCCAGCCGCAAGACCAACACCAGCUUCAUGCUGCAGCUGGGCAGCGCUCUGGCAUUUCUGCAUCGCAACCAGAUCAUCCACCGAGACCUCAAACCCGACAACAUCCUCAUCUCGCAGGGCCGAACCCUGGCCGGCAGCCCUGAUCCCAUCCUGAAGGUGGCCGACUUCGGCCUCAGCAAGGUCUGCUCCUGUUCAGGCCUGAACCCAGAGGAACCGGCCAGCGUCAACAAGUGUUUCCUGUCCACGGCUUGCGGGACGGACUUCUACAUGGCCCCGGAAGUAUGGGAGGGCCACUACACGGCUAAGGCAGACAUUUUCGCCCUGGGGGUGAUCAUAUGGGCUAUGGUGGAGCGGAUAACAUUUGUUGACGUGGAGACGCAGAAGGAGCUGUUGGGAAGCUACGUGCAGCAGGGUGAGGAUAUUGUGCCUUUGGGGGAGGCUCUGCUGGAAAACCCCAAAAUGGAGCUCCACAUCCCGGCCCGAAAGAAAAGCAUGAACGCUGGCAUGAAGCAAUUGAUUCGAGAGAUGCUGUCGGCCAAUCCGCAGGAGCGGCCUGAUGCGGUCGAGCUAGAGCUGAGACUUGUCCGUAUCGCGUGCAGGGAACUCGACUGGGACACGUGAGAAAAAAUCCAUGGGAACUUUAAUGUGAUUCCUGCCAUCUUGAAGUGAGCAUUGAAAUGUAUUGUUUGUGGGCAAAUAGGGGUUUUUGGGGGCCAGUUGCACUGCUCCUUAAAGGGAUUCAUUGUACACAAAGUGUAAAAUGUAUUUCAUGGUCUCAUCUGUCCAUAAGCGCAUAGUCUCAUAAAGGUUAAAGAUUCCACCUUGAUCCUGCACAGAGGUCCACAGAAUUCCCAGAACAUUCCAGCAUGCACAACAAACUGCUUUUUUUCCUGAAGUCAAACUAAUUUGAUUUCAAUCUCGGGUACUCCUUUUGUCUUUUGAUUUUAUUGUCUUUGACGGCUUGUCCCGCCUCGCUCCUGGUGCUAAUUCAAUUUCUAAUGCAAAGCGGAAGCGAGCGCAGUAAAUAACGGCCUCUUUUACAGCCACCUUAAUAUUUUCCUGGUCAGUUUUAACAGCUUUUUUACAACACAAUCAAUAUCUGUUAUUCUGCACUUUGCUCACAAAAGGGCUUCAGGGAGUUGUAUUUAUGUCAGUCUAUUUGAAAUCUCUGUGUUUUCAUCUUUUCUACAAAAUACUUGACAGGCAAUAGUUUGUAGUCAAAAUCUCAAAAGUGGUGCGUUAAAUUUAAACUUUUACAUGUUCGAUUAAUUACGUUUGAAUAAUUAGUAAUCCGGACAUCUGUAUAAAAAGCAAGAGUAAUUGACAAGCAUCUUAUAAGGAAUGUCUGUCAGAGGUGUAAAGCAAGUCAUAAAUGGAGUCACAGACAAAGCUUCCUGCUGGAAACUAACAAAUGUGCAUGUUAAAAAAUGCAUUUCCGGGUGACUCUCUUUUGACUAGUACAGUAUCAAUAUGUUUCUUUCUCCUGUCUAGUUUAAAAAUGAGCCCAUGACACAAGCUGGAGUUUCACAUGAUGAAAUAGCCAGAAUUGCUUACUGUGCUUUCACAUCACCACCGGCGAGAGUGUAAAUAAAAGCUCUGGCUGCCCUUCCAACGAUGCUAUAGAAAAGGUUUAGUGGACGCUCUGACGCUCGAAUGCAUUCUCUGAACUUCUCUCAAGCAGAGAUUUCUGCCUUACGAUUGGUUGCCUAACGGCGCAUUCACAAGGGGCGUAAGCUUUAAUGCUUAACGGAAGGCUUGUCUGAAGCGUGGUCAACAGCCAAUCACAGGGGCCGCAGCACAUGCUCCGGUCUUCCAUAAACGUAAUUGGCUGGCUCUGCCUAGGUUAUUUGCAUAAGGCAAUCUGAUUGGCUGAUGCUCGCGUUGCCACUUGAAAAGUUGAGAAAUGUUCAACUUCUGCCCGCAAGCAACAGCAGUGACGCGGUGCUGACGAAUCCACAAUUCAGUUCGUUAGCGCUUGACGUCACCCAUUAAAUGUGAAUGGGAAGCUUUAACGCUUACGCCCCGUAAUGUUUCUGCCUUCUGAUUAGUUGCUGACAAACAGCGAGCGUCAUAGCUCAUUACCAUAACGUUGAACUUAUUUCAACUCUCGUUGAUACCAUAGACUGUAAAAAAAAGAUGGACGACACCUGUUCGCUCUCUUCCAUUGGUGAAAAGUGAAGCCGCCAGUGUCCCGAUAUGGCGCUGACAUCUUGGGUCUUGAGUCUGCGCAGUAGCGAUUUUGGGACCAGUCCUACGCAGUAGUGAACAGGAAGUAAAGCCAUGAAAUCAAGACCCCGCCCUCGCUCUCGCAGAAUGCGCAUAUCACAUGAUAUCACAGCUGUCAAUCAUGACACGACACCACCAUUUUUAUAUCAUUAAAUAACUAACUAAACACAAACUUAUUUUAAAAACAAACAUUUGAAUUUACAUCAGCGUGUUUAAAAACUACAAUAAAUGACAGAAACCAGUUUUGGAAAAAAGAUAAUUAAAUUGUAAAAAAAUUGUUUAGUUGGUCUCAAGUCCCAUUGCAUAACAUGGGGAGGCGGGCUUUAGGACCUAUACUGGGAUCACUCACUGGGGGACGAUUGAGAUGUUUUGGAUUCACUUUUCAGGGCUUGUGCGGCACGCUUGGUUGAGGCUUAUGACACCGUACAUGACGUGCCGCGCAGCUGCUCACCGGAGCUCGUCGCCGGCUCUCAUUGAAAAUUAAUUACUUCAGGCUACUUUGACGCUCUUGCCGAUGGCAGUCUGAACGCACAGUUAGCCAGGUUGUGCUACCAAAUGGCCAUAUUAUCCAUUUUGAAAAUCUAAAUAAUUAAAACUUUUUUGAUUAAUAGAAAUAACUGUAACUUCUUUAAAAUAUUAACAUUUUGAUAAAGCAAAAAAAACCACUAAAUUGCAUACGUGUGUAUUUGCUAUUCAUCAUAAAGGUAUAAGCACAGGAUUUAAGACAAGCCAGAAAAGACAACCUCAUGAAGAAAAAACACUCUAUAAAAAUGUGCAUGUUGUACUAGUAAAAGGUUUUGACAUGGCUACUCAUUUCGAGGUUAUUUUUCAAAAUAUUUAAUUUUAACUCUAUUCGAUUAAACCUACACACACUUCAAUCAGCUUUAUAAGGUUUUAAACAGAAUUGAAGGAUUUACAAUCUUAAAAAUAAAAGGUGUUUUAUGAUGCCAUAGAAGAACAUUUUGUGUCUAAAUGGUUAUUUAAAGCACAUUUACAUCUGAAGCACCUUUCUGUUUCACAAAAGGUGAAAAAAUGUUCUUCAGAUUAUAAAAAUAGAAAUUGUUUUUAAAGAACCUUUGACUUAAUUUUUUUUUUGAGGAACCAAAAAAAUGUUUUUCUAUGGCAUAGAUGUAAAGAACCUUUCAAGCACCUUAAUUUUUAAGAGUGUACCAUCAUUCAUUUCAACAUUUUUUAUUUUUGACAUAGUUUUGACAGUAAUAUAUAAUAAAUGAAUCAAAAUAAUAUAUAGGCAUAGUUUGUCUACCAUACCUUUACAAAAAGCAUUUUAACCACAAGAAAAACAUUCAAUCAAGUGUGUCCAAACUUUUGACUGGUAGUGUACAUUUAAAGGUGCAGUGUACAUUUUAGGAGGAUAUAUUGACAGAAAUGCAAUACAAUAUACAUAACUUUAGUAGUGGUGUAUAAAAAUCGUACAUAAUGACUUGGUAUGUUUAAUUACUUUCGAAUGAGCCAUUUACAUACAAAGUUACCAUUUUGCACCGCCAUAUUUCUACAGUAGCCCUUAACAGACAAACUCCUCUUCAGAGUUAUUUUCGUUAGAGGUCGACCGAUAUUGGAUUUUGCCGAUAGUGAUAACCAAGGUGGGCACUAACUGCCGAUAACCGAUAAAUUAACCAAUAGUUUUUGACCAUUUACUGAAUACAAACACAACACUCAUAACUCAUUCACUAAGCUCAAACAUAACACAACAAAGUUAUGUUGAACUUUAUUACCAAAUUAGAAUAAAGAAUUGACAAAAUAAGUUGUACUUUUAAGUAAAAAGUAAAUAUGAAUAUUAACUAUCAACAAACCUUAGAGUAGCCUAAGCAAACUAAAAUAAUACUAAACCAAAGUAACAUACCACAGAACAAUAAAAACAGAUUCAAACUAUAUAAACAGUAUAGCAUGAACUGUUGUAAAAAAUUACAAAUUAAAUAAUGUCAGUACGAAUUUUUUUUUAGUUUAUCACAACUAAAACUUUCGGUCAGAAUUUUUGCCGAUGAAUGAUAGUUAUCGGCGCGGAUUAAUCGGCAAAUCCGAUGAAUUGGUCCGCCUCUACUUUUCGUCACUGUUGUCUCAGACCAUGACAUGUUUGUCCUAUGGUGGCUACCGUAGCUUUGCUGAGAGUUGGCAAUUCGCAAUCUCACCACUAGAUGCCGCUGAAAUCUAUACAUGGCACAUUUAAAACAAAGAAUCGCCCGUUUUGAAGAAUGACCCCUGUGAUCUGAAAUUACUUUGUAGACAUGAAGUACAUUCGGCAUGGACCGUGGCAUUAUUUAGCAAUACGUUUCGAUAUUUUCUGAUGAGUGCGCAUCGAUCUUAAUAUGAAUGCUUAAAACAGCCAGCUUCGAUUUGAGACACAAAUCUUAUCUGUUAGCAUGGAAAGAGAUGCCAAUUAUAACGAACUAAUGUAUCCGUCACACUUCUCACCUGCAGGGAAAAGCAUACAGGGAGUGUGAAAGGAUGAAAGUGGAGAGGCAUGAAACACACUCGCACAUCCACAAGGCUCUGUGAGCUGAGGAUCUUGUGUUGUUGACACAUAAAACCAGCACGCUCAAUUUGAUCUUUGCUACACUCUUGUCAUUUUUUUCCCAGGAAGGCGCAUCUUACUGGUAAUCCCCUCUGCCACGCUCAUGACAGACCAAUGCUAAGCCUGUUAAGUUAUUAGGUAGAGAGGGAAUUCUCUGAUACCAUAACCAUCAUUCAAGUCAAUGUUAUAGGCAGCUGACACUUGAGCACUUGUGGCUGUACCGCUGUCGCUUUAAACACAGAACCGGUCCUGCUCUGGGAUAAGCGGAGGCAUUAAUAUUUAAUGCUGCGGUUAUCUAUGCCAUUUUACCCUUUUUGAAGUGGGGCAAGCUGUAAAUGAAAACCAGCAAAAAUGUAAUUCAGAGCAAUGGCUUAAAUUAUCCCUCUUAAAUAUAUUUUCUUUUGUAGACGCCUCUUUUCUGACUGUGGCAUUAUCUUAUAAUCCAUGUUAUCACAAGAAUAAAGAAUGGAGGGAUUAUUUUUCUCACAGCCGCUAUUUCUGAUCACUCAGAUAUUAUUUGAUCCGCCUUUUUGUUGAGAUUAACAUAAUUUAUGCCUUAUUUUUAAAAUCCUUUUGCCCUUGUGAGCAUAUGGUUGCCUGAACUUCUUAUAAAAGACUGAGUAACAGUUGCCAGACAAACACUACUUGGUGAAGUCUGUCAGUAUUAAUGAAGUCUCGUGUGAACAGGGCUCGCAUGGACGCUAAAACACUGGAGCCUGUAAAGCUGAUGUGCAGAUGAUUGUCAGAUGGUGGUCAAUGAGUAGCAGGUCUUGUUUUUAAAGCCUAAAUUAAAAUCGGUUUAUUUGUGGCCUAAAUCUGUUUUUCCCUAAAUUUUUGGAUGACAGUGUGAACAAUCAUGUUGAAUGUGUGUCCUAGCUGUUCUACCAGGAUUCAAAUGUUUUGUACACAACAUCUACUGUCUUAACAUUUAAAAGUACCAUUUUCCCCCUUUACCUUCAUAAUAAAUUGAAAUAAUAAAUCAUGAAACCGCAAUAAGCUGGUUGAAUAGAGGAUAACCAACACAAUCUUAUGGCAAUUUGUAUAUUUUAUGAGGUGGCUAAUCUGUAAAAAUUUGUACAACCACAUUUGUAAGUUUUUGUACAAUUUGCUUUCAAGUAAAAAAAACGAUUUGCCCGUAACGUUGGCGUUGUGGUAAGUGGUAGUUUAUUUUAUGACAAACGUACCUUUUUGUACAAUUCACGUUUGUACGAAUUCAUACAAAUUAGCCAACUUGUAAAAAUGUACAAAUUCUGAUGAGUUUAGGCUGGAAUAUCUCUGUUCGUGUCCACUGAUUUGCUUUGUCUGUAGAUACUGUACAAGAGUAUUAGUCUGAACUGCACCGAUUGUGUCCUGAUGAUUUUAAAUGUGUGCUUUUUGAAUGAUGGAUGAAUUUGUAUUGUGGAUUGGGCUGUUUGUUUUGGUUGUUAUAAGUAGCCUGCUGACAUGAUUACAUGAUCUUCUGUGUGUUUCUGGAUUUCUGUGCUGUUUUCAGUGUAUACAGAUAUGAUCUUUUGGCCUAAGGUUAAGGUUGUUAUUAGGUGUGUAAAAUUGGGAGCACAACUGUAUUUCACUUUUGUAACAAAGUUGUUUUUGUUUUAUAAACAAGCACUGGAUCAUUUUUCCCACAGUGCUUUGCUCACAGAUUCUGCCCUGAUCAACUAUUGCGAACUACUGAUGAUGCACUGUGACUUAAGUGCUUUUUAUUUUUGACUAUUUGUGUUGUUGUAAAGUAUUUUGAGAUAUACAGAAGUUCAUGAGAGGGGAUCCUCUAAGUGAGUGUGUAAGUUAUUGUUGGGAUUUGCUUUACUAAUAAAAUUUGCACUUAAAUCA
Messenger RNA from Misgurnus anguillicaudatus (oriental weatherfish), 7189 nucleotides. RefSeq names its product PDLIM1 interacting kinase 1 like (gene pdik1l). Gene Ontology annotation, molecular function: protein kinase activity; ATP binding. Gene Ontology annotation, biological process: protein phosphorylation; negative regulation of G2/MI transition of meiotic cell cycle. The record is from RefSeq and is a predicted model, not a curated record. Lineage: Eukaryota; Metazoa; Chordata; Actinopteri; Cypriniformes; Cobitidae. Gene Ontology annotation, cellular component: cytoplasm; nucleus.